AACAUGAACAAACUCCGCGUAAACUAGAUCGAAUGAUGGUACAAACACAUCUAACGUAACAAGUCAAGGGAUACAAAAGUGUGUAAUCUAAUCGUAAUCAAACCACCCACAUUUGAACGUUUGUUUGUCCCCAAGCAAACAUGCUCAAACCAGUACAACUUGUAGGACAAGAACAAUGGUAUGCACUAUCAAUCAUCGGUGGUGCCUCGAAAAUAAUCAAAGUUGGGUAGAAAUUAUUUCCAUCUCUUUGUGUCAUGCGCACUCUCGGUUUAGGACCUUGUCAACUAAGGAGGUCUAGACACUUGACGUGUGCACUGGGGGACUCAUAGAAAACAUGUGAAAAUGCAAGGACUCCAUGGUGGUGAUCCCACUUUUCAAAAGAGUACUCAAUUUUCGAGCCUCAACUUAAAUUUUUCAUGCACGCCACCACUUUGCAAUUUUUCAAAUCAAUGCAUCUCCCCUCGUGACCUAGAGCGAAAGGAACAUUGUCUUAUGUAUCUUGGCCCCAUGUAGGAAACAUGAUGGUCUGAUUCAUUAACUGAGCACCACUUUCAACCUGCACUCCUCGUCUCAACGACAAACGAGUUGCCACACAUGUCAGGUGCUAAUGAGAGCCGAGGUCUCGUGACUCGCUUAAAGAGACUUUGUCUCUUGCCAUACGAGCCUCAAUUUUCCGAGAGAUGAUCGGGAUGCUAAAAAACAAUCUGAACCCCAAACACAUCCUCAAUGGAACUUCAUACCGAGAGAAGAGCCAUUCGACUUUUUAACUCAAACACUAUGACCGGUUGUCUCUCACAUGAGAACCUCAAUUUUCCAAAAAAAAAAAAAUCCAAAUUGGAGAACCUUUUGCAAAAUAUUUUGGAGUCAUAUAUUGGGGAUUCCCAUACAUAUGUCAUAACCUCAAUAAUAAACAUUAUCGAAACAACUAAGACGAAAUCGAAGUAAAGCCAGUCAUCAUCAAGGAUUCUCAUGGCACCAUUCUUCCAUGUACUGCACACCAUCAUAGUCAUCAAACAAUUCAAAGCAAACUAAGCAAGAUCAUGAUAAGGACAAUUGUGAUCGGAACCCCUAAAAUUUUCAAUUUCAAGCAAUAAUCUAGGUCCCAAAACACAUCUCAAUAUCGACUAUACAUCAUUCAUUCACGCACAGGUGGUUGGAGCCCUCAAAUUAUAGAAAUUUGGAAAUCACAAGGCUCCAACACAUUCAAAUAGGAUAUUCACACUCAUUAUUCACAGGCCAAUACAUGUACCCCCUCCCACUUAAGCACGACAUUGUCUCCAAUGGAACAAAGAGAAGGGUGGAAUGAAUUUACCGAAUCGAUUGGCGAGUGAAAGUUGAACUAGAAAAGGACCAUUCUCGAGCGAGAGAGGUUCACAAGAGACAAACACAAACAUACUCAAUGCGAGGUUAUUACACAAUAACAUUAUUCAACAUCACAUAAAAGAUAAAAAACGCAAUAGUAGUACUAGUUCAACACACGAAAAGAAUGAACAAAAAGUCUAGAGUCUAAGUGGGGAGAAAGAACGCGGAAGUACUAUAGUGCAAACAUGGCACUCAUGUGAUGGCUGCCACUCGUCCUUAACCUCAAUUCCCUGAACACUUGAAAGCUCCUCCAUCAAGAGGUGUGAAUGUCUCAGGGCGUUUAGCUCUUGGGCGAUCUGGGAUGAUACACCCGCGAACUGGCCCUCAAAGGCAGAGACUUGGGUCUCUAGGUCCCCCAAGAAAAAAGAUGGUUCAACUCCGAAUGAUGAUGAUCCCCUGUGAUGGCCACGACGACGUUAUGGUGGUGGUGCUCUAUGUGGUGACUCUGGUGCCUCCUCCACAACAGGCCAAAGCAAAGCAGAAGGUCGAAGGCCAUCGAUGUACUCGAUGCCUCGCUCAAUGCGAACCAGCCACAUGUGGUGGAGUGUCUCCACGGGAAGAUCUCAGUUCACCCCACCUUUGUGCAGUAGGUGGUGUCCACCCUGAAGUAUCGAUCAAGUUUGGUGAUGAUGGCGCCAAGGUGCAUAGGGUAGACCCGAGGUCGACCCAAGAUUCUCGAGAAAGUAGUCGCCACCAGUGGUACCACUGAACCCAAGUGAAGUGACUCUCGGCGUCGACCCAUAACUCGCAACAAAAGAUACUCUUACACUGGUUCACAAUUAGGCCAACACCUAUUACACGGAGGAACUAUUUUCGAAACUAUGGUAAUUUGGAUACUAUUUUUCCUAAAGAUAUUAUUUUAGAUAUUAUUUUAGAAAAAAGCCACCUCCAUCUCUCAUGAUAAAACAAUGCAGGUUAACAUUUAUUUUCUCCAAAAUAUUUAAAGUAAAUAUCAUUAAUAUUUCAAAAUAAUUAACGUGAUUUAUCUGUGGGGAAAAAAGUAGAAUGAAAAUGAAUGAGAUCUUAUCUCUUACAAUUUAAUGAGGAAAUAGGUGUGCAUUGGUGAGUGCAACAUAGGCUCCCCUUGACUGACCGUAGACACAAUUAGAUUAAAUUAUCCUCGUAUCGCGCGAAUCCCACUUGCAUCCCUUGUCAGCGUUGCAUCCGCACCAAGGUUGUCAAACCGGUUUAUACCGUUGUGUCGAUUUGGCAAGUGGAAUGGUACGACCGGUGAUAUAACCAGUUUGUGCCAGUUCAUGCCGGUCUAAAAAAAUGUGAAAACAAUU
Molecule: messenger RNA, 2648 nt
Organism: Linum trigynum
Lineage: Eukaryota; Viridiplantae; Streptophyta; Magnoliopsida; Malpighiales; Linaceae
Source: the annotation of a GenBank genome assembly